Messenger RNA from Rhincodon typus (whale shark), 2053 nucleotides. RefSeq names its product kelch-like family member 38a (gene klhl38a). Bases 2 to 1762 code for a protein of 586 amino acids. NCBI's taxonomy places the organism in Eukaryota, Metazoa, Chordata, Chondrichthyes, Orectolobiformes, Rhincodontidae. The transcript has 4 exons. The record is from RefSeq and is a predicted model, not a curated record. Gene Ontology annotation, molecular function: protein binding.
CAUGGAUGAAGAUAGUCAAGACAUGAUCCUCCAUAACUAUUUCCACUUCAAGGAAACAGACCUGUCUCAUCAAAUAUUAAAACAGCUUAAUGCCCUACAGAAAGAGGCAAUAUUGACUGAUGUCAUUCUUUGCGCUGGAGGCAAGGAAGUUCCUUGCCACCGAAAUGUACUGGCAUCAAGUAGUCCCUAUUUCAGAGCCAUGUUCUGCGACAACUUCAAAGAGAGUUACCUAACCCAUGUCCAUUUAUUGGGGGUCCAGGAAGACAUUCUUACUCAGAUUGUGGAUUAUGUAUAUACAGGAGAGAUUACAAUAAAUGCAACAAAUGUUUUCUCUCUGUUGGAAGCUGCUGGUAUUUAUCAGUACCCCAAAGUACUAGAGGCGUGCUCAUUAUACUUGCAAAAUCAAUUGACAGUUACAAAUUGCCUUGGCAUGGUGAGACUGGCACAAAUCUUCAGCUGCAAAAGUUUGGAAAAAAAGGCCAAGGUGGUUGUUUUGCAACAUUUCCCGGAGGUGGCAUCCUCUGAGGACUUGAAAGAACUUUCCUGCACUGAACUCGCAGACUAUUUGGGGGAUGAUGAACUCUGUGCUGAAGAAGAGCAGGUUUUUGACACUGUCACAACCUGGAUCAGCCAUGACCCAAAGACCAGGCAAAAACACAUGCAUGAGCUCCUCAAGAAAGUCCGACUCCAGUAUGUCCACCCUACUUACCUCUUUCACUUUAUUGCCAAUAAUCCCUUUAUUAAGUCAUCUCCUGUUUGUACACACAUCUUGGAAUCAGUCAGCCGGCUGAUAUUUUCCUUAAGCCCUGCAAACAGCCCAGAUAUCAUACCCAUGUGGUGUGUGCCCCGCAGGUAUGCCACUCAAGAGUUCCUGGUUAUUAUCGGAGGUAGGAAAUGUAACCAAGAGACAACAAAGGAGGCAUUGCUUUAUGAUUCCAGGACAAAACAGUGGUUGGCUCUUUCUAAGCUUCCUGUUCACCUCUACAAAGCUUCUUCAGUAUGUUUACACAGUAAGAUAUACAUCCUUGGAGGAUUGAUUGUUAAUAACAAGAAGACCACCAUAAGUGCAUGUGUUUAUAGUUUCUCUUUGAAAAUGAACCAUUGGAAGCCAGAAGUAGAUAUGUUGGUUCCAUGCUAUUCUCAUCAGGCCAUAGCGCACAUGAAUUAUAUUUUCUCCCUGGGAGGGGUUGGGCCAAGUCAAGAAAUAUUAAAUACACUGCACAGAUAUGAUAGUAUUUUCGGCAUCUGGGAGUCCAUGGCACCCAUGCCAGUUGCUGUGCUACAUCCAGCCAUUGCUGCCAAGAACCAAAGGCUCUAUGUUUUCGGUGGAGAAGAUAUUGUACAGAAUGCCGUUCGUCUGAUACAGGUUUACAACAUAUCAAGGAAUAUGUGGUUCAGAAUGGAGACAAGGAUGGUUAAAAAUAUCUGUGCACCUGCAGCUGUGAUUGGUGACAGAAUUAUUAUUAUUGGAGGCUACACAAGAAGAGUGAUUGCCUUUGAUACAAAAUCAAGCCAAUUCGUAAAAUGUGCUGAUAUGAAAGAGAGGAAGAUGCAUCACGGAGCUACAGUUAUAAACAACAAGAUCUAUGUAACUGGUGGACGGUUUGUCACCUCAGACAACACCAUUGAAGACAGUGAUGCAAUAGAUUGUUAUGACCCAGAGACAGACAGCUGGAUAUCUAAAGGAAAGCUACCACACAAACUGUUUGACCAUGGCUGUUUAACACUGCAUAGCAUCUCCUACAAAUCCCCCAAGCUUUGAUUUACUCAAUAUUGGAAGGGCUGGUGCCUCUUCUGCAGAGGGUAUAGCCCUGGCUUCUGAUGAGGAGAAGUCAAAGAACCCAACCAAUUCCUAAUAAAGGCAAGUUGCAAGUGAAAAAGCCCAUCACAGUCAACUAUUGGAGCAAUGAAAAGUACACCAGACACAGUAGGUGGAAAUUAUCUUGACAGCAAGAGUCUCCAGGAAGUCUCCUCUGAAAAACCCUGAGACAUCAGUAAGAGGAGAAGCAAAGUGUCUCCUUCUGGAUUCUGCAAAGCAUUUCUCACAGUGAAG